AUGUCUGCCUCUGUUUCUAGGGCUGUCUUGUGGACGACGCGAUCCAGCAGCAGCAUACUGGCGAAGGCGAUCCUCGAUAUCUUCAUCACCUCCAGCAGGCCAAGAGCGUCUUUGAUCGAAUGCCCGAGUGGAGGCCGCGAUCAUCUCUUGGAACUCAAUGCUGGCGGGGCUGGGAUCCAACGGGGAGGUCGCAGGACGUUUGAACUGCGAGCCGGAGGAGAGCUCCGAGAUGAUCGCGGCCUACGCUCGCCACGGGAGCUUCUCUCGAGCUCUGAGCCUGAUCAAGCGGAUGGACUUGGAAGGCUAGCCUCCAAACCGCGUGGAUCACCAUCCUCGACUGGUGAUCCCCGCCAUGGAAGGCUGCUUCACGAAGAACUGGAGCUCUCGCUUGAUCUCUGCUCGGACGCAGACUUGAGCCAUCAACAUGUAUGGGAAAUGCCACAGCUUGGAAGACGCUUGCGAGUCCUUCGAGAAGAGCACUGUGUGUCGAGCGCGGCGGAGAUCUUCUCGCAGUACCGAGCCUGGGAGUGGAGUUUGGUGCUCUGCACGACCAUGGUGGCGGGCUUUGCUCGAAACGGACAUGGCCGACGAGCUCACGAGCUGUUUGAGUUGACUGAGAGUCAAGGACUAGAACUGGACGUUGUCAGCUUCACCACCAUUCUUGCUGCGUGCAGCGCUGCCGGGCUGCUCCACGAUGGUCGCGGGUACUUUGUUUCCAUGAGAGGGGACUAUGCUCUCGCUGCCACCAUGGAUCACUACGUUUGCGUGAUCGAUCUGCUAGCAAGAUCUGGCCGAGUUGACUAG
Messenger RNA from Selaginella moellendorffii, 804 nucleotides. Its product is annotated as pentatricopeptide repeat-containing protein At2g33760. Bases 1 to 804 code for a protein of 267 amino acids. Gene Ontology annotation, biological process: RNA modification. Gene Ontology annotation, molecular function: RNA binding; protein binding. The record is from RefSeq and is a predicted model, not a curated record. NCBI's taxonomy places the organism in Eukaryota, Viridiplantae, Streptophyta, Lycopodiopsida, Selaginellales, Selaginellaceae. The transcript is spliced from 2 exons.